AUGAAUAAGGUUACUAACCAGAAGAAAAUGCAAGAAGCUUGUAGCCCAAGAAAUGAUGAUGUGUUUCCUAGUUGGGAAGACAAGUGGAGUCUAAAACAUGAAGAGGGUCUAAUGAAGGCUACAUUGAAUUGUGAGGAUAAGCCAGGAUUGAUGUCAACAAUAGCAAAGGCAAUGGGGUCAGUGGAAGCCAAGGUUGUAAAGGCUGAGAUGGUGAAUGUUGGAGGAAGAACUAGGGUUGUGUUGUGGGUCAAAGAUUCCAAUGGUGAUCUUAAAGUUGAAGAGAUUCUCAAGAGGACACUCAGUACUCUCAUGCAAAGGCCAGUCCCUAAAAAGAGGCGUUUUACUCAAUAA
Arachis stenosperma is the source of this 351-nucleotide messenger RNA. RefSeq names its product transcription factor bHLH131-like. The transcript has a single exon. Bases 1 to 351 code for a protein of 116 amino acids. Gene Ontology annotation, biological process: regulation of DNA-templated transcription. NCBI's taxonomy places the organism in Eukaryota, Viridiplantae, Streptophyta, Magnoliopsida, Fabales, Fabaceae. Gene Ontology annotation, molecular function: DNA-binding transcription factor activity. The record is from RefSeq and is a predicted model, not a curated record.